This is a messenger RNA of Klebsormidium nitens, 1973 nucleotides long. Lineage: Eukaryota; Viridiplantae; Streptophyta; Klebsormidiophyceae; Klebsormidiales; Klebsormidiaceae. The record is from the annotation of a GenBank genome assembly.
CUAAGAUUUGAAUCGUCUGGAACAAAGCGCCGCCUUGUCAACAUGGCGCUGCAUCAUGCAUGGCCACCUGCUCAGGCUGCUGUCAGUGCUGACCUGAGCAUAGCAAGCGGCAGCUUGGCCUCAUGUCCAAGGGUGAGGAAGAGAGCUGAAUUUAUGAGUCAAUUGAGCGGUACAAGCCUGUUGGAAUCCAAGCCAUGUCGGAGCGUGAGAAGCGAAAAGCUAAGUGGCGAGCGCAGUCGCUUGCGAACGCAGAACAAAUGCAGCUGGAGCAGUCCCUUCAGAAGAUUCUGCGCAUGGAGCAGAGGACUGCAGAGCAGCUGGCCCUGCUAGUUCAGCACAAGGACUUAGCAGCACAGAUUACGGACUCAAUGGAGGCCAGCAGACAGCGCAAACGCAUGAAAGCAGAGCGUGAGAAAGAGGUCGAAGACCCCCCUGAGGUCCUUGAGGCAAAGCUCCGCCAGCUUGCUGACAUCAUCAAAAGCAGCGACCGGGUCGUUUUUCACACCGGGGCUGGGCUGAGCACGGCUGCGGGCAUCCCUGACUUUCGCGGCCCCCAGGGAGUGUGGACGCUGCAAAAGAAGGGACAGAUGGCAGGAAUGAACAUGCGCUACGAGGAAGCGCGGCCGACGCAAGCGCAUAUUAUUAUUGCCGAGAUGGUGCGAAGGCAGCUGAUCAGUCACGUGGUGACCCAGAACGUUGACGGCUUGCUGCUGCGUGCGGGUGUUCCCGCUGACCGCCUUUCCGAGCUGCACGGGUGCGUUUACACCGAGCGCUGCCCCUCCUGCGGCCGAAGCUACCAGCGGGGAUAUGACGUCACUGCGGCCAACGGCACCGCCUUCCGUCGGCACUCCACCGGGCGGACGUGCGAUGGGCUGGCGCAGCUGGGGGGAGCCACGUCAGCAGAGCAGGUAAGCGCAGCGUCGGAGGGCUUAAGGGCUUCGGAAAACGAAAGAAGAGGUGGUUCUUACGUUCGAACUGGGGGGGAAAAGGAAGAGGAAGCAAGGGGCAAGGAAGGAGACAAUCGACGUGCCCGGUUGAGAGAAGACUCGGAGGGGCCGGCACAGGGGGUGGGGCAACGCUGUGAGGACGGCUUCGCAAGUCGACUUGAAACGAACAUUGACACGGGGUCCGAGCCGCCGGUUGCAGAAACGGCGGCUGACUGCUCUGUAGAGUCGAAGGCAUCGGAAGCAACCGGGGCCGGAGGUUCCGACGGCCACGAGCGGAACUUCGAACUUCGAGAGCGAGGGUGCAAAUCCGAACCGGGAGAAAGUACACCCUGGGCUUGUUGUCCAGGAGAGCCCGGUGUUGAGGAGAACAAAAGUGACCAAGGGAAGGAAGACGGUGCAACGGUGCAGCGGUGCGGGGCCCAGUUGCGGGACACUAUCGUGCACUUUGGCGAGCGUUUGGACGAGAACACGCUGCGGACGGCCAGGGAAGCGUCUGAUGGCGCGGACGUAGCGGUUGUACUGGGGACCAGCCUCAAGGUCCCGCCAGCCUCAACUCUGCCUGGGCUCGCAAAGACGGUGAUCAUUAUCAACUUGCAGUGGACCGCGAAGGAUAAGAAAGCCGCACUGAAGAUCAAUGGCCGCUGCGAGGACGUUAUGGGGAGGCUCGCUCAACUGCUGAAUAUAGCAGUGCCCGAAUAUGACAUUCGAAAAGAUCCAAAUUUAUGUAGAGGUCUCUGUAGCAGUCAAAUUAGGCCAGCCGUUCCACCCGGAGCUCUGGGAAACACUCAAGGUAAGGUUGAGGAAGGAGCGGUGGCGAAGGGGGCCGCGCUGAAAAAACGACGUGUUCGACAAACGGAAUCGAGAGGGAGGGCGGCAUUCCCCCGGCCUGUCCUUUAGCAGGGUGGACGACUCUUUGAACGUUGACAUUUGAUAAGCAUGUGCUCCUGGUGAAAGGACGGACGAUUGCACGGCCCCCAGCAACUUCUCAGUUCAUUGGUACAUCCUGAAAGAGAUGCUGUGCAUGCA